AUGGCACAACUUUCCAAUGUCAGCAUUGGGCACGUCCUACUGGAAGAGGCGGUACGGGUCCGGAAAGGCUUUGAAUACCUGGAAAAUCCGACGCACAUGUCACUUUUAACGUCCUGGCUGUUCUAUGGAUCCAACUUUGGUUUGGGCAAGGACAAUACGGCUUGGUCGUAUCUCAGAGAAGCCACUACCCAAGCGCAUUUACUUGGUCUGCACGAAGAAGAAACCCACAAGAACGAUCCACUCGAUAUAUCUCGCAAGCGCGUAUUGUAUUGGCUUCUUUUGGUCGCGGAAAGAACGCAUGCGCUUCACAAACACCGUCCAAUUUCACUAUAUCCCACUAUACACCCACCUUCAUUGGACGAAUCACCUUCGGAUAGACCAAUCGUGUCUGGACUUGGUUGCCUUAUCAAUCUGUACAAGCCAGUAGACGACACGUUCAUCAGUCUGUGGAACAAGGUCCAGACGCACGGCAACCCCUCAUGGAUCGCACAGCUUCAAAAUCAAUUGACGGAGGCGCUUCCAGCAUAUCUCGAUUGCACGGAGAGUCAAGCUGCAGAUUUACGCAUCACCCAGCAAUGGCUGCGAACUAUGCUAUGGCAGUUGUGCGUGAGCCAGGGUCUCGUCAGCAGUGUGGCAGCGGACAAUACGCUCACCUUCAAGUACCCCAUCGAGAUCUCGCGCGAUCUUCUUUCUAUGACACAUCAGUUCUCUCAGCAUGCGAUGGAAGUGCAUGGCGUGGGUUUGAUCGAGAAAUUAUUCGACAUAGCUUGUUGCUUGACUGAUGUAGUCGCUUGCAUCCCGUUCUCGCCGGACACUUUCGCUUUGGGGCCGCGCGACUACGUCUCUCGCUUCCUUACCUUGUUCUCCGCCCUCCGUGGCGGCCAAACCCGCUAUCUUCCCCUCCUUCUCGCGAAAGUAUCCGAGGUCCUACCUAACCUUCCGCUUCCUCGGUCGCUCAACAUACCUCAGAACAUGUCCGCCAUGGACUCCACUUCGGGCUCCAUCGGGUCAGUUGCAUCCAGUGUGACCGAUGAUUUUACAGGAAUACCAGUUGCAUCGCCCUCGUACCCUUCGACAGAGCUGAUACGUCAACUUGCCGCCCAAACUGGUGCCCAGCUUCCAUUCAACACCUCCCAACAACCACUACUGCAAGCGCCCUCCUCUAGAGUCGAAGAUCUUUCUCUGUAUGACACCUCGGCACCUCACAGUGCCCACUCCUCGGGAUCAGCACCUCCAAGCCAGUCUGGAACGCCCGGUCCUUAUGAGCCCACGAUGCACUCUCGUCCGCCAAUUCCGAGCCAGGCGCAUGGACAUCCGCCGCCUCAGUUGCAACAAGCCCAUACGCAGCAUUCGCAACUACAAAGCCACCAGCUUGGAAUUAGUGCCACUGCAUAUGACCCUAGGUUUAACGUACCAGGUUUCGAUCCGGCAAUGGGUUUCAAACCGGACAGUAUUGAUAGUGCGGGUCACAUACCAGGUCAAGGCGCUCUGGAUAACCAAGGAGCCUACAGGGAAAAUAUGAGUCACGGGAGAGGGCACGGUGGUGGAUAUGCAGGCUGA
This is a messenger RNA of Didymosphaeria variabile, 1560 nucleotides long. RefSeq lists its product as uncharacterized. The transcript is spliced from 3 exons. Lineage: Eukaryota; Fungi; Ascomycota; Dothideomycetes; Pleosporales; Didymosphaeriaceae. Gene Ontology annotation, molecular function: zinc ion binding; DNA binding. Bases 1 to 1560 code for a protein of 519 amino acids. The record is from RefSeq and is a predicted model, not a curated record. Gene Ontology annotation, biological process: DNA-templated transcription.